Messenger RNA from Contarinia nasturtii (swede midge), 1257 nucleotides. RefSeq lists its product as uncharacterized. NCBI's taxonomy places the organism in Eukaryota, Metazoa, Arthropoda, Insecta, Diptera, Cecidomyiidae. The annotation marks the transcript as partial. The transcript is spliced from 3 exons. The record is from RefSeq and is a predicted model, not a curated record.
GGCCAGGCACUCAAGAUGUAUUUGCAUCAACAUUACCUUCACUGAAAUUGCCAACACAACGUGACGUCUUGCAAGCCAUUUAUUACGAAAAAUGGGAAAAAAAUGCAUCAUAUGAUGAUGCUGUUAAAAUCGUUUCUCGUGAAGUACGUAUGCAGUGGGAAAAGGUGAAUAUUCCGAUUAUCUAUACAAAAAAAGUUCUCCAGCGAACAUCGGACUACUUUAAAUCCUACCAAACAUUGAAGAAAACCAGCAAAAACAGAGACACAUAUGAAACAUUGGCGGAUUGUUUCAAGGUUAAUGCCGCAAAACUAUUCGACAUUGCUUCUUGCAAAUGCGAAGAUGAAAACAUUUGUGCUUGUCCGGAUGGAAAAAAAGUUCCAACUCAUUUGUGGCGUUUUAUAAUUGAUCAAAGAACUGUUCGUCGAUUGUCGUUCCGUUCAAUUCCCUCGGCCUCUCAAGAUCCAGGUCCGUCAAAUGCAUUUAACGCAAACAUUGACGUUGAUCAACCGCCCAAUUAUGUGGAAAAUGAAAACGACUCAAAUGAUGCGACGGAGCAAAUUGCCGAGACUGAAAGUUUUCAAUUUGGCGUCAAUCUUCGUUCUGGUUUCGUUGAAUACAAAGAUGAUAUUCCCAAAACAUACAACAAAGUUGAACUAAAGCAAGUAGCAUUAAUUGCUGACAGGUAUAAUAUUUCCGACAGAGCUGCUGCCGCAAUUGCUUCAGCCACGCUGUAUGACUUUAGCAUAAUAACCCCUGAAAAUACAGUGUAUGUUAUUGAUCGCUAUAAAAUUCGUCGUAGCAGAAAAAGAACAAGAACCGAUCAAAUUGGUGCUCUUACAUUUGAUAACAUUGAAGCUGUUUAUUUUGACGGCAGAAAGGACGAUACAUUAUGCGUUGAAAACGGUGUGAAUAAAAUAGUAAAGGAGGAGCACAUAUCGAUAGUCCAAGAGCCAAAUUCGUUAUUCAUCGGUCACAAAGCAGUGAAAGAUGGCACUGCAAUUUCAAUUGCAAAUGCAAUUGAUAAAUGCCUGGUAGAAAAAAGUAUUCCAAUUAGACAAAUCAAAGGCUUGGGAUGCGAUAGUACGGCAGUAAAUACUGGCCAUCAAGGAGGUGUGAUUAGAGUAAUGGAGGAAAAAUUUAACAAAGCUCUUCAAUGGAUUAUAUGUUUACUCCAUAUAAACGAACUUCCACUCAGAUCGCUCAUAACCAAGCUCGAUGGAACAACGACAGGUCCAAAAUCGUUUGCAGGACCGUUGG